Molecule: messenger RNA, 2622 nt
Organism: Lepidothrix coronata (blue-crowned manakin)
Lineage: Eukaryota; Metazoa; Chordata; Aves; Passeriformes; Pipridae
Gene: FRK
Product: fyn related Src family tyrosine kinase
Exons: 8
Coding region: 423-2009 (528 amino acids)
Biological process (GO): innate immune response; protein phosphorylation; cell differentiation
Cellular component (GO): extrinsic component of cytoplasmic side of plasma membrane
Molecular function (GO): non-membrane spanning protein tyrosine kinase activity; ATP binding; signaling receptor binding
Source: RefSeq, a predicted model, not a curated record
ACACACAUCCCAAGCAGUAGGAGUUGAGAAGCCUCCCUUGCUUAGAUGUUCUGACAUUACUGUUUUGCUGUAGCAGAAGAGGCUCCACACUUUUCCAUUGUUCCCAGAGCUCAGCCCAGCACAGCCGUUGUGUUGCUUUCCUGUUCCAAAAAGGAAGUGAGAAAUUUCUUCCACGUGUGCGCUGGCACUUGAAUGCUCGGGUUUCACUCCCUAACUGGGAGCUGCCUGUAAUGAGCUCUCAGUGGGGUUUGGAGAGGAGCUUCCAGCUGUGCCAAGAGUUGUUUCAUUUUGUGCCAAAGAAGGAGGGGGAGAAGAAAUCUGCAAAAAGGUGAAAUGCUGAUGGUGCAAAAACUGGUCUAAGGGUCUUGCAGCCAGGAAAAGCAAAAGAAAAGCAGAAGCAGAGGAAGGAACAAGAAGCCAGGAUGGGAAACUUUUGCCAGAAGCACUGCCCCUGUUUGGAACCUUACAUCCCCUGCUUAUUCUUGGGGACAAAUGAUGAGCAGGAUGACAAAGUGGGCCAAGUCUUCGCCAACCUUGCUGUGGUAAGGCCUGACUUCCAAGCAGGACAGAAAGACCUAGAACAUAAGAUAAAAGAGAAACCUCUACCUCCACUGCCUGGCCAGCAUCUAGCGAACGUUUGCACCUUUGUGGCACUGUUUGACUACGACGCUCGCACUGAGGAGGACUUGAGCUUUCGAGCUGGGGAUAAGCUGGAAGUGCUGAAUGCAUCCCAUGAGGGCUGGUGGUAUGCUAGGCUCCUCCUGCCAACAGGGUCAGUCUGUCCCGGACGCAAACUCGAGGGCUACAUCCCUGCUAACUACAUAGCUGCUGACCAGAGCAUUGAAGCUGAGCCAUGGUUCUUUGGCCCAAUCAAACGAGCAGAUGCUGAGAGACAACUGUCAUACCCUGGAAACCAGGCAGGAGCCUUCCUAAUCCGAGAAAGUGAAAGUCUAAAAGGGGAAUACUCACUCUCAGUUUUUGAUGGUGCCUCUGUGAAGCACUACAGGAUCAGAAAGCUGGAUGAAGGAGGCUUUUUUCUAAGCAGAAGGAAAACUUUCAAAACUCUGAAUGACUUGGUUGACUAUUAUAGCAAGAACAGUGAUGGCCUCUGCGUGUUGCUCGGAAAGCCGUGCCUAAAGGUUCAAAUUCCUGCUACUUUUGAUUUGUCAUAUAAAACUGUCGAUCAGUGGGAGAUAGACCGACAAUCUCUGAAGUUGGUGAAAAAAUUAGGAUCUGGUCAGUUUGGUGAGGUAUGGGAAGGACGGUGGAAUAAUACCACCCCCGUGGCAAUCAAAACAUUAAAACCAGGUUCAAUGGAUCCAAAAGACUUUCUGAGGGAAGCACAAAUAAUGAAGAACUUGAGACAUCCAAAGCUUAUACAGCUUUAUGCUGUCUGUACCUUGGAGGACCCAAUUUAUAUUAUUACUGAGCUGAUGAGAUUUGGAAGUCUUCUAGAAUACCUUCAAAAAGAUGGAGGCUCUCAAAUCUUCCUGACACAUCAAGUAGACAUGGCUACUCAGGUGGCUUCUGGGAUGGCAUACCUUGAAUCUCAGAACUAUAUCCAUCGGGAUCUGGCAGCCAGGAAUGUCCUUGUUGGUGAACACAAUGUUUACAAAGUGGCAGACUUUGGACUUGCAAGAGUUUUUAAGGUAGAAAAUGAAAAUGUAUAUGAAGCUAGGACUGAAACAAAACUACCAGUAAAAUGGACAGCCCCGGAGGCGAUUCGCUACAACAGAUUCAGUAUUAAAUCAGAUGUCUGGUCAUUUGGAAUACUUCUGUUUGAAAUAAUCACCUAUGGGAAGAUGCCUUAUGCUGGUAUGCCAGGACACCAGGUGAUCCAGCUGCUGGAUGAUGGGUACAGACUUCCUCAGCCAGAGACCUGCCCAGCACCGCUCUAUGAGAUGAUGUUGCAGUGCUGGAGCGCGGAGGUGGAUGGGCGGCCCACCUUCGAUGCCCUCAGCAAGCAGCUGGAGGGCUACUUUGACACUGAGUCCUAUUCCUAUGCCUAGGCACAGGCCAUGGUGAAAGGAACCCCUCAGUGGGCCCUGAAGGACAGGUGGUAGCCAACAUACAUGACAGAGAGCUGUUGAAUCAGCCUAACCUCAGGCUUCGAGGUUCCUUGGAGGUGCUGAAGAAUCCUGGUACAUUUUCAUGCCCACGCUGAUCCUCAGAGACUCUUAAAAUUUUUUAAAAAAUAAAGUGUCUUCUAUUUAUUUUUAAAUAAGAGAUUGCAAGAAUUAUCAAAUGAAAUGAGUCUAGCUUGAUAACUAUUGUAAAUGUUUUUCAUUUCUUUAUUGGAAUAAUUAUUUGCUUUUGCUUAGAUUUUUCAUUCCUACCAGGCUGUUCUCAUGAAGGAGUGUGAUGGCUCUGCACAGCAGGAUCUGUGCUCCCAGAGUCCUCUCACUGUAAAAAAUAAUAAAAGGGAUCCUAUGACUGUGAUGAUGGCAGAAUCCAAAGUAAUUGCCUUGCUUAGGCUUGAGGUACACAUGCUUUUACUGUAUCAGGAAAUAAACAGAUGUUCAUUGCAGAAAAGGAAUUAUUUUGUUUUGUGGGUACAAAGGUUGAUCUUUUUUAGUUUGUCUACUGUUCCUCUAUUACAAGAAUAAACAUUAGAUUCCUGAA